UUUGACAAGGUUCUCGGAGCUGCGGUGAUAGAUCUGGGUGCCUUGCAGGCGUUGUGCUGGAGUGGUUGUCCAGCAGAACACCGGGCGAUGACGUGGCGGCUGUUGCUGCGCUACAUGCCAGGAAACGCUGAGAGGCGGGAGGAUAAGAUGAAUCGGCUGAGGCUGGAGUACGCUGAUGCCGUGGUGCAUUAUUUCGACAAGUACGACCCAGAGAAGGCUUCGUUGUAUGACAAGACCAUGUACAAUCAAAUCUAUGUGGAUCUUCCCAGGACGAAUCCAUCCAUGCCGCUCUUUCAGAAUGAGCAAGUUCAACAGAGUUUGCAUAGAAUAUUGUAUGUUUGGGCGAUUCGGCACCCAGGAACAGGUUAUGUACAGGGGAUAAAUGAUCUAGUCACUCCAUUCUUUUUCGUCUUCCUUCAAGAGGUGUGCUGGAAUGGUGAAGUUAUGAAAUUUUUAACGCCCAGCCAACAACAAAAGGUGGAGGCGGACUGCUAUCAUUGUUUGACGAACAUGCUGGACAAUGCUCAGGACAACUACGUGCUAGAUUCCAAGGGAAUCCAGGAGAAAGUUUUCAAACUCAAGAGGAUCAUCUCGCGCCUGGAUGAGAAACUAGUUCAACACCUCGAGGCCAACGAUGUCGAGUUCCUUCAGUUUGCGUUCAGAUGGUUCAACUGCCUCCUCAUGCGCGAGUUCUCCAUGGAGUGCACCCUCCGGCUAUGGGACACGUACGUGGCUGACAAAUCCUUCGCCUCCUUCCAUGUCUACGUCUGCGCUGCCGUCCUGCUGUCGUUCUCCAAGGAGCUCAAGGCCAUGGACUUUCAAGAGAUCAUAUUCUUCCUCCAAAAGAUGCCAACAGAAAAGUGGUAG
This is a messenger RNA of Guillardia theta CCMP2712, 867 nucleotides long. RefSeq lists its product as hypothetical. Gene Ontology annotation, biological process: activation of GTPase activity. The annotation marks the transcript as partial. Lineage: Eukaryota; Cryptophyceae; Pyrenomonadales; Geminigeraceae. The transcript has 11 exons. Gene Ontology annotation, molecular function: GTPase activator activity. The record is from RefSeq and is a predicted model, not a curated record.